AUGUCCAAAGGGCCUCUUAUUCUCUGGCUGCUGAUUGAACUUGGGCGGCUUUCUCUGAUUCUAGCUGCACCAGACACUGUGAGAGGGUUUUUGGGUCAGUCGGUGACCUUGCCCUGUAAGUACUCAUCCUGGUCUGAAAACAGCAACAGCAUGUGCUGGGGCAAGGGCCCGUGUCCCAAAUCCAAGUGCAACAAUGAGCUUCUCCACACUGAUGGGAUGACGGUGUUGUCCAGGAAGUCAUCAAAAUAUGAACUUCAGGGCAAUAUCCGACAAGGCGAUGUCUCCUUGACCAUCUUGAACACCAACGAAGGUGACAACAGUGUAUACUGCUGCCGCAUAGAGGUCCCUGGCUGGUUCAAUGACGUGAAAAAGAACAUUCGCCUGCAGCUGAGGAGAGCUCCAACAACCAAGCGCCCAACAACCACUACUGCCAUGACGACAACCAUAGCUGUGCUUCCAACAACAGCUGUGACUACACCUGAACUCACAACCAGAACACCACUUCAGACUACCCUCACAGCUGUGGCAACCACAUGCCCCCCAACAAUAUCAACCUUUCUUCCUGAAGCAACCCCAGUUCUUGAGACCACUGAGCCUUCAAUGGGAGCACCCACCUUCACUACAGAAUCAGAAAGUUUCUUUCUCUCCAGUGACUCUGAGAGAAGCACCGAGGUGACCUCUGGAAACAUUGCCUUGCUUACAUCCAGAGAAUCUGAAGGUUGGGGUCUCCAGUCAACGUCCCAGACAUCAAUGUGGGAAAUGAGUGAGUCAGUGACUUUUCCUCAGCCAAGAGAAAAUAUAAACAUUUCCCCCCACUUUUCCUCCCCAGAAUCUGAGACAGCAAUGGUUGUGCAGAAUGAAGCUCAAUCAGAAGAGGUAAAAAUGGUCAUCAACCCUGACCUGCUAAUGAUCAUUGCUCCCUCCGUGGGAUUUGUGCUGUUGGUGUUGCUUGUGGCGUUUUUCCUUCGAGGGAAAGUCAUGAAAACCAAUUGUUUCCAGAAACACACAAGGCUUGACAAUGUUGGAGAGUGUAAAAACACCUCUGAAGAUAUGCAGCAUGGAGGGGAAGUUGAAGAUGGUCUUUUCACACUCUAA
Puma concolor (puma) is the source of this 1095-nucleotide messenger RNA. Lineage: Eukaryota; Metazoa; Chordata; Mammalia; Carnivora; Felidae. The record is from RefSeq and is a predicted model, not a curated record.